This is a messenger RNA of Wallemia ichthyophaga EXF-994, 1554 nucleotides long. Its product is annotated as Ribosome assembly protein 4. NCBI's taxonomy places the organism in Eukaryota, Fungi, Basidiomycota, Wallemiomycetes, Wallemiales, Wallemiaceae. Gene Ontology annotation, biological process: ribosomal large subunit assembly. Gene Ontology annotation, molecular function: protein binding. Gene Ontology annotation, cellular component: nucleolus. The record is from RefSeq and is a predicted model, not a curated record. The transcript has 4 exons. Bases 1 to 1554 code for a protein of 517 amino acids.
AUGGCCACGCUUAUCCCGCCCCCACGCCGCAAGAAGGCCAAGACGGCCCACGAGGAGGAAUCUAAGCAGGACAGCGCGAUUGAUGCGCCAUCGGUUGUUGUCCAGUUCACUUCCGCUGACGACGGAUCAAAUUUGGGACCAGCGGUGAAUCUUCCAGCAGAUACGCCCAGGGAAGCGCUAGAAGUGUUAGUAAAUCAGCUGAAAGGCAGUUCAGACGAUCCAGUACCGUUUUCGUUCCAUUUAGACGUCGAGCACAUCAACGAGAACGUGAAGCCUGAAGAAAAGGCCUUGAAAGCGUCAAGGUUGCCCAUCAGUACCAACAUUCUAGCUGAUGCGCUUUCUCAGAAGAGCAUUACAACGUAUGGCUUAUCAACCGAAGACACCUUCAAAAUAAUCUGUGAGCCACAGGCGGUGUUUAGAGUAAGGCCCGCUUCACGCUGCUCUUCUACGCUUUCAGGUCACUCGUCGCCUAUUCUCUGCGCCGCAUUCAGCCCGACGGGCAAUAUGCUCGCUACAGGUGGCGGAGACUGCACAGCACGUCUAUGGGACCUCAAUACUGAGACGCCGAAGCAUACACUUGUUGGGCAUCCUUCUUUCGUUCUUUGUGUCGAGUGGGAGCCUCGUGAGAGAAUGCUCGCUUCCGGCAGCAAAGACGGUAGUUUGCGUCUUUGGGAUCCUCGUACAGGCAGCGCAAUCGGUGGAGCGCUCACCGGACACACUAAGUGGGUCACUAGCAUUGCGUGGGAACCCGCACACCUCAAUGCGAAAAACCCUCGCUUUGCAACGUCCUCCAAAGACUCAACGGUUAAAGUGUGGUCGAGCGACACGCGUAGGUUGGAGUACACACUCGGCGGUCACACAGCGUCGGUUAAUGUAGUGAAAUGGAGUGGCGAGGGCGUGCUGUAUACGGCUAGUCAGGAUCGUAGCAUCAAGGUGUGGAGCAGCGAUGGGAAAUUGAUUAGAUCGCUCAAUGAACAUGCUCACUGGGUUAAUACUCUCGCCCUGUCCACUGAUUUCGUGCUGCGUACCGGCCCAUUCGACUGGCGGGGUUCCAAACCUAGCAGCGACGAAGAGGCACUCAAAAUGGCUAAGGAGAGGUAUGACGGCUUGGUAAAGAGAGCCUCCGAGCUGGUGAUUAGCGGAUCGGACGAUCAUACACUCUACCUGUGGUCCCCGCUCACUUCAAAGAAGAGCAUUGCGAGAUUGACAGGACACCAGAAACAAGUGAACCACGUUGUCUUCUCCCCUGACUCUCGUCUCAUCGCUUCGGCUAGUUUCGAUAACGGAAUCAAGUUGUGGGAUGGGCGUACCGGAAAAUUUGUCGCUAGUCUCAGAGGACACGUCGCACCAGUGUAUCGUAUCGCUUGGUCAGCCGACAGCCGCAUGCUUAUCUCGGCAUCAAAGGACUCGACAUUGAAGAUAUGGGAUCUCAAGACUAACAAAAUCCGUGUUGAUCUUCCUGGACAUACAGAUGAAGUAUACUGCGUCGACUUUGUGGCUGAUAAAGUCGUGUCUGGUGGCAGAGACUGUACGGUGAAAAUAUGGAAGAACUAA